GAGCCCCACCAGAUUCACUGCAAGCUUGACUCAGGGAUGAGUACAAGCCGAGCUAAUCACUACAGCAUAGUGUCCUCCGAGGAAGACGGGCUGAGGUUGACCACCAUGCCAGGAGUCAACGGCUUUGGAAAUGGCAAGAUCCACACCAGGAGGAAAUGCCGGAACAGGUUUGUGAAGAAGAAUGGGCAGUGCAAUGUGGAGUUCACCAACAUGGAUGACAAGCCUCAGAGGUACAUUGCCGACAUGUUCACGACGUGUGUGGACAUCCGUUGGCGGUACAUGCUCUUGCUCUUCUCCCUUGCCUUCCUGGUUUCCUGGUUAUUGUUUGGGCUGGUUUUCUGGCUCAUUGCGCUGGUCCACGGAGACCUAGAGAACCCAGCUGGGGAUGAAAGCUUCAAGCCUUGCGUUCUUCAAGUGAAUGGCUUUGUGGCCGCUUUCUUGUUCUCCAUUGAAACCCAAACGACAAUAGGCUAUGGAUUUCGCUGCGUGACCGAGGAAUGCCCGAUUGCAGUCUUCAUGGUGGUCGUGCAGUCCAUUGUGGGGUGUAUAAUAGACUCCUUCAUGAUAGGUGCAAUAAUGGCAAAGAUGGCCAGGCCCAAGAAAAGGGCUGAGACUUUACUAUUCAGCCAUAAUGCAGUGGUGGCCAUGAGGGAUGGGAAGCUUUGCCUGAUGUGGAGGGUGGGGAACCUCCGGAAAAGCCACAUAGUAGAAGCUCACGUCCGAGCUCAAUUAAUUAAGCCCAGGAUCACAGAGGAAGGGGAGUAUAUACCACUUGACCAAAUAGACAUCGAUGUUGGUUUUGAUAAAGGCUUGGACCGUAUUUUCUUGGUGUCUCCCAUUACUAUACUUCACGAGAUCAAUGAAGAGAGCCCCUUGUUUGGGAUUAGCCGCCAGGACUUGGAGACGGAUGACUUUGAAAUCGUGGUUAUUCUUGAAGGGAUGGUGGAAGCCACAGCCAUGACAACGCAAGCGCGGAGCUCAUACCUGGCCAGCGAGAUCCUCUGGGGUCAUCGCUUUGAGCCCGUCUUGUUUGAGGAGAAAAACCAGUACAAAGUAGACUAUUCCCACUUCCACAAAACCUACGAGGUCCCAUCAACCCCGCGCUGCAGCGCCAAGGACUUGGUGGAGAAUAAAUUCUUACUUCCUAGCACCAACUCCUUCUGUUAUGAGAAUGAGCUCGCCUUCAUGAGCCGUGACGAAGAGGAAGAAGACGAUGACAGCAGGGGUCUGGAUGACCUAAGCCAAGACAACAGGCAUGAAUUUGACAGGCUUCAGGCCACAAUAGCAUUGGAUCAGAGGUCAUACAGAAGGGAGUCAGAAAUAUGACUCUUGGUCCGUCUGCUAACUGUUGUGAGGGUCUUUUUCCUCUCCUCUCUUCCCCUACAACCCGCUCAAAUUAUGCAGAACAAUGCAAGUGCCAUAGGAAUGCUUGAGAAAUUAGUAUUGUUCAUAGUUUUAAGUCUCAUUGCAAUAACCACUGAACGGUCUGCGACAGGAAACCACAGCAGGCCACGGAGUGUUUUGAACGUCCAGUGUUGAUAACGCUAUUAGAAACCGAACCGGAGGCAGAUGCAAUAUGGCAGUGCAGACAAGGGGGAGCGGCCUGUGUGAUCUACGCAGAAGCGUCUUCCUUAGAUGCAGAGAGACCGUGUUUUUUGUUUUCGUGCGUCCGCUAGAAAUGCGAGCCUUUUCUCAGAGCUGAGCACUGCGAGGUUCAAAAGGAGGAAAUAUCAGGAAACAAAUCUGUCGUCUUCUUCUUUCUUUCUUUCGUUCUUUUUUUUUCUUUCUUCUUUUUCACUGAACAAAAAUGAAUCUUUCCGGCAGGCAGUGUGAUCCAGUUGCACAAAAACAACACUUGAAAGACCAUGCAACAUAAAUACUACUUUUUAA
Alligator mississippiensis (American alligator) is the source of this 1890-nucleotide messenger RNA. Its product is annotated as ATP-sensitive inward rectifier potassium channel 12. The record is from RefSeq and is a predicted model, not a curated record. The transcript has a single exon. Bases 37 to 1326 code for a protein of 429 amino acids. Gene Ontology annotation, molecular function: inward rectifier potassium channel activity. Gene Ontology annotation, biological process: potassium ion import across plasma membrane; regulation of monoatomic ion transmembrane transport. NCBI's taxonomy places the organism in Eukaryota, Metazoa, Chordata, Crocodylia, Alligatoridae. Gene Ontology annotation, cellular component: plasma membrane.